This is a messenger RNA of Hydractinia symbiolongicarpus, 1653 nucleotides long. RefSeq lists its product as uncharacterized. Lineage: Eukaryota; Metazoa; Cnidaria; Hydrozoa; Anthoathecata; Hydractiniidae. The coding region runs from base 1 to 1653 and encodes 550 amino acids. The transcript is spliced from 3 exons. The record is from RefSeq and is a predicted model, not a curated record.
AUGGCAAGCUUUUGGCGUAAAAAUUGCAAUUCGAAUACCACUAAGCAAGUUAACCGGGAUCAGGUGAAGACGAAUGUGCCAUCCAUUGCCAAAUUUAUCGACAAAGAUGAUGUCUUCAGGCUGAUUCUGAGAGAGGGCAAGUACCCCUAUGAAUAUAUGGACAAUUGGCAAAAAUUUGAAGAGUUGGAGCUACCCCCCAAGAAGGCCUUCUACAGUAAACUUAAUAUGAAGGGGAUAAGCGACAAUGACUAUGCAUACGCAAAAGAGCCGACGUCUUCGAGACGUUUCGAGGCGUCUCCUUGGACAAAUACAGCCUUGACCCUGCACACUUCUACAGCGCACUUGGCUUGGCAUGGAAUGCACUCACUGAAAUUUACGAGCAUAAGGUUAGAGGUUCUCACAGAUCCCGAUAUGCUCCUCAUGUUCGAAAAAGGUAUUUGUGGAGGUAUAGUCCAAGCCGUACAUCGUUAUGCCAAAGCAAAUAAUAAGUAUAUGGGAGAUCAGUAUAUCCCCAAUGAGGAGUCCUCCUAUCUCCACUAUCUGGAUGCAAACAAUCUAUAUGGAUGUGCAAUGCGCCAAGACUCGCCAACGGAUGGCUUUAAACGUGGUGUGGUAUUAAACUUCGAGGCAUUCACAGAAAGGCGGAUUGGUAAGCUCGUUGAUGGGAACAAGCAUGGGUACAUUUUAGAGGUCGAUAUCGGGUACCCGAAGGCACUUCACGAUAAACAUAAUGAGCUACCGUUCCUACCCGAACGUAAGAUGAUCCACAAGGUCGAGAAGUUGGUCCCGAAUCUGAGUGAUAAACGUCGAUGUGUGGUGCAUAUCAGAGCCCUUCAUGAGGCUAUAAAACCUGGUCUUGAGCUCAAGAAGGUGCAUAGGGUGAUUCGGUUUAACCAGAAGGCAUGGUUGAAAGUGUACAUUGAUCACAACACGAGGUUGAGAACAAACGCGAAGAACAAGUUCGAAAAGGACUUUUACAAGCUCAUGAAUUUAAGUGUAUUUGGAAAGACGAUGGAGAACAUUAGGAACCACCGCAACAUCCAACUGGUCACCAAUGAGGAGAAGUACACGAAACUUGUGAUGAAACCGAAUUUCAAGGAUGUAAAUCGGUUUAGCAAGCACCUCCUAGGUGUUGAAAUGGGCAAGACCGAGGUCAAGAUGAAUAAGCCGGUCCAAAAUAUGGUAGCAAGCUACAGCUCUGUUAUAUGGACACAGGACGUCGAAAAAAGAUUCGAUACAAGUGCCUAUAAUCCCAAUGAUGGGAGACCUCUUCCUAUAGGAAAAAACAAGAAGGUGGUGGGCUUGAUGAAAGAUGAGCUGGGUGGGAAGGUCACGAAAGAGUUCAUUACGUUGAGGGCCAAGGCAUACGCAUAUAAAAGCCUUACCAAGAAAGGCGGUGAUCGAAAAGCGAAAGGCGUCAGGAGGUGUGUCACCAAGAAGUCGAUAACCUUCGAUGACUAUCAACGAUGUCUGGAGGAGGGCGUUGACAUAUACAAAAGCCAGAUCUUAAUCCAAAACAAGGUCCAUAAGAUAUAUAACCAAGAAGUAUUGAAGUUGGCACUAAACCGGGCAGACGAUAAACGUAUCGUACAAUUGGACCAGAUUACAACGCUUGCAAGAGGCCAUUACCGUCUAACGUCUACGGGGGAAUAA